GAAACAGCUAAAUUAUUAAAAGAAAGGCCGCAAGGAUUAAGGAACAUGUAACGUACACGCAUGCCCACCUUUCCCGCUCUUCCUUAUCCCUACGUGUGAUCUAUUCCUGGAGCAUAUAUAACAUCAUCACCUUUCCCACAAGGAUUAUUCACUUUUGUCCUCAAUCAGUCAAUCCCUUGUCUUGUUCACAUCGACCGGCAAUGGAGUUGGCUUCGCUCAACCGACUCAGAGCCUACACUAACUCGUUGCUGGCUCAGUACGAACCCCUUCUUCUAGUUCUCGCUCCGCUGCUAUCUCUCUUCGUUGCUCGGAUUCUCCAAUCGCUCUUCGAUGUUGUCCAUGAACAAGGUCUCAAACCCACGAUUAUCGGCUCCUUCAUGACCUUGGCCAAGAUGGUGCCAGGUGUGAAGAAGUUCAUUGAUUCCGAGAAGCAAAAGGCUGUAGAAAAGAUGCAAGCAUCUGGAAAAUCCAAGAGAGAUGGAUGGAGAACUGAUUUGCCAGAGACAGGUUUAGGAGAUGGUGUCAUUAAGACAAUGAGACACGAGAAAGAAAAUGAUGGGACCUGGCAGGGCAAAUGUUCUGGUACAGUCUAUAUUGCUGGAAGUGAGAAUGAAGGGCAUUUUUCUCUGAUAAACGAAGCAUGUUCUAUGUUUGCACAUACCAACCCACUUCAUAUGGAUAUAUUCCCAAGUGUUGUAAGGUUUGAAGCAGAAGUUGUUGCCAUGACAGCUGCACUCCUAGGAAGUAAGGAAAAAGCUUCUGGAAGACAAAUUUGCGGGAACAUGACAUCAGGGGGGACUGAAAGCAUAUUAUUAGCGGUUAAGUCAUCACGGGAUUAUAUGAGAGCUAAAAAGGGAAUCACUAAACCAGAAAUGAUAAUUCCGGUUUCUGCUCACUCAGCAUAUGACAAAGCCGCUGAGUAUUUUAAGAUCAAGUUGUGGCGAGUUCCUGUGAAUAAAGAAUAUAGCGCAAACACAAAAGCUAUUAAGAAACAUAUAAAUAAAAACACGAUAAUGAUUGUUGGAUCAGCACCAGGCUUCCCACAUGGAGUAAUAGAUCCAAUUGAGGAGCUCGGUGAAUUAGCUUGUACUUUCGAAAUAUGUUUCCAUGUUGACCUUUGUCUCGGUGGUUUUGUAUUGCCGUUUGCUCGUAAACUCGGGUAUCCUGUUCCACCAUAUGAUUUCACUGUUCAAGGAGUAACCUCAAUAUCGGUAGAUGUACACAAGUAUGGAUUAGCUCCAAAGGGAACAAGUGUUGUUUUAUAUAGAAAUCAUGACAUUCGAAAGCAUCAAUUUGUUGCUGUUACUGAAUGGACUGGUGGGCUGUAUGUCUCUCCUACCAUUGCUGGGAGCAGGCCUGGAGGUCUGAUUGCUGGAGCCUGGGCGGCUAUGAUGUCUCUAGGACUCAAAGGUUAUCUGGAGAACACUAAGGCGAUCAUGGAAGCUUCUAAGAAAAUAGAGAAAGGAAUAGAAGAAAUCCCAGGACUAUAUGUCAUAGGAAAGCCUGACAUGAGUAUUAUCGCAUUUGGAUCCGAAGUAGUAGACAUAUUUGAAGUCAAUGAUGUCUUGUCAUCCAAGGGAUGGCAUUUGAAUGCACUGCAGAGACCUAACAGCAUUCAUAUUUGUGUCACACUUCAACACGCAUCUGUAGCUCAAGAGUUCGUGAGGGAUGUGAAAGAUGCUGUGCAUACGGUGAAACAAAAUCCAGGUCCUAUAAAUGGUGGCCUUGCCCCCUUAUAUGGUGCGGCAGGGAGGAUACCCGAUAGAGUUAUGGUUAAAGAUCUGUUGAUAGAUUUCAUGGAUGGCUCGUGCUGAGAGCUACUCUGAUUCUUUUCUUGUACUGGGUAUAUUAUAAAAGAAACGAUAUUUCCAAUUGUUGAUGAUUGUCGAUAUUGAUGUUGAAAAUUGACAAAUGACAAUCAAUGUAAAGUUAUAUGCAAGAAAUGAAAUAAAGAUAAUAUGGAAAGGUGUGUACAUGAGAUCUCAUGAAUAACUAGCCAUCGCCAAUGACAUCGCCAAUGAUAUCUGUACGUAUCUUUGCUUAAAUAAUAAGGGCCAACUAAAGUUACUAUGGUUCUUUUUCCG
Messenger RNA from Cuscuta epithymum, 2084 nucleotides. NCBI's taxonomy places the organism in Eukaryota, Viridiplantae, Streptophyta, Magnoliopsida, Solanales, Convolvulaceae. The record is from the annotation of a GenBank genome assembly.